Molecule: messenger RNA, 642 nt
Organism: Saccharomyces kudriavzevii IFO 1802
Lineage: Eukaryota; Fungi; Ascomycota; Saccharomycetes; Saccharomycetales; Saccharomycetaceae
Gene: SPC24
Product: kinetochore-associated Ndc80 complex subunit SPC24
Exons: 1
Coding region: 1-642 (213 amino acids)
Source: RefSeq, a predicted model, not a curated record
AUGUCACAAAAGGAAAACCUGCUCGAUAGUCCAGUCGAAUUCUUAAAAGAGGUGAGAGAAAGUUUUAAUAUACAACAAGAUGUUGAUGCCAUGAGGAGAAUACGUCACGACCUUGAUAUUAUAAGAGAGGAAAGUGAAGCGAAAAUUGCUGAUGAAAAAUCAACGGUAUCUGAGUCAAACAGGAAGUUGAACGCAGAGAGGAUAAAUGUUGCCAAAUUGGAGGGUGACUUAGAAUAUACUAAUGAAGAGGGCAACGAGUUUGGCAGUAGAGACGAUUUAGUGAAACUUUUUAAGGAUUUGGACGGUUUAGAACGUAAUAUUGUAUCGCUUCGAAGUGAAUUGGAUGAAAAAAUGAAGCUGUACAUUAAAGACAGUGAGAUAGUAUCCACGUCGGACGGAUCCGAAAUAAAUCCAAGAAUGAUUGAAUCCGAGAUGGAAGAUCAAAGCGGCAUUACCUCAGAAGCAAAUGAAAACAUUCUAAAAUUGAAACUGUACAGGUCACUCGGGGUUAUUUUGGAUUUGGAGAAUAAUCAAGUCCUCAUCAGUAGAAAGAAUGACGGUAAUAUCGACGUACUACCCUUGGAUGACAGUCUUAGUGACUACUAUAAGACCAAGUAUAUAUGGGAAAGGUUGGGAAAGUGA